UCCCAGUUCCCCACGGUGUGAAUUCUCCAAUAUGGCGGCCAUGGAUGUAUAAAAUCGAUCCUCGCAUAAACCUACCUACGCUGUUCUGUUUGAUUACAUUUUAUUGAUUAUUAUCGAAGGGUUUGGUGUGUUAAAACCUCUCCCAUAAUGAAGAGAUCUAAUGAGGAAUUCUCCACUACUGUGGUGGAAGAACAGCUUGACUCAGGCGGACUGCCGCAGCUCCCUCAACCCACGCUCCAACUAAAGCGAGCGAAAAAACUCCUGACUCCAGCAAGACUGCUGAUAGAUCAAAUCGCUCUCGAGCAAGACACAACCCCCGCUCAAGAUCUGCUACGUCUUGUAGUGAAUUUAGAACGCGAGCUCCCGUUGGAAAGUCUAGACGAGGUCGAGCUGGCGGUGAGAUGUUUGUGGGAUCGAGUGCGCGAUUGUGAGAAUGUUGUCCUAAGGGCGAAGAUGGUGUCUUUGUUGGGGAGUUUAGCGAGGCAGCCGGGGGCUAAUGCACACUCGGUUAUGGAUGAAAUGAUCAGGAGUUUAGCCACUGAGAAAUCACACAAGGUGAUGGGCCAACUUCUCUAUUCACUGAGGAUGUUAGGGAGACUUUUUGCAAACGAGGGCCAGGAGAGUUGUUCAGCAUUUUGGAUGGAAGAUGCAUUGUGUGAAUGGAGGCCUAAGGGCAUGCUACCCCUGAGAAUUCACAUUUUGCAACUUGGAAAACUUGUGCAGUCACUAGUCAACUUAGCAAUUGAGCAUUUAAAGGACUCCCAUCACUCAGUGCGAUGCCAGUGUCUACGGAUGAUUGGUGAGCUUGCCUGUGCAGACACUACCAUGGGGGGUACCCAAAGUAUGCAGUCAUUAGUGGCAAGUUUUGCUGUGGACAGUGACUCAAGAGUGAGGACUACAGCACUCCAAGCACUGCUUGCACUUCACGAACGUGGUCAGAAACUGGAUAUGAUGGUUUAUGAGCAGGCAUCCAAAGCACUCCAUGACGACUAUGAAGAGGUCCGUAUGGUCGCCAUCAAGCUAUUGUGGGUGUUCAGCCAUAUAUGCCCCGAGAGGACAGUGAUUCUACCAUCAUCAGAUGAAGCUCGUCUGGUGGAUGAUGCCUUUAUCAAGAUAUGUCACAUGGUAAAUGAUAUGUCAAUGCAAGUGCGAGGUGAAGCGGUCGGACUUCUUGGAUCUCUUCACCAUGUCAGCCCAAAGUUCCUUGAACAGACCUUGGACAAAAAAGUCAUGUCCCAUCUAAAGAGACGGAAAACAGACCAUGAGAAGCAGAGAGAUCGUUUUGCUGGUGGUGGAAGUUCUGAUUCAGGAUGGAGCACUGGACGGCAGUGGGGUGAUAAGAUGAGCAGUGAGGGGGAGCUGGCUCCAGAAGAGGUAUCUCUUAUGAGUAGUGGUGCCUGUGGUGCUUUUGUCCAUGGUCUCGAAGAUGAGUACCUCGAGGUUCGCAUGCCUGCCGUAGACGCAUUGUGUGAACUAGCGAAUCAGAACCCAUCGUUUGCAAUGCUUUGCCUGGACUUCCUUGUGGAUAUGUUUAAUGACGAGAUUGAAAGUGUUCGGCUUAAUGCUAUCAACAGUCUACGAAAGGUAUGCCAUCAAAUGGAGCUGAGAGAGGACCAGCUGGACAUCGUGCUCAGCGUGCUUGAAGACUUUUCCCACGAGAUCCGCGAGGGAGUCAGGGAGCUUCUUGGUCACUGCCACCUAUCCACUCGAGCCUGCCUGCACUCAGCUAUCCAUGCGUUGCUAAGCAACCUAAGCAAAUACCCACAAGACAGGGCGUCUAUUUGGAGAUGCGCACAGCAGCUUGGCAAAAAGCACCAGCAUCUAGCCUCCUCUCUCGUCCCCGAACUUCUCUCAACCCACCCCUACUUCGCCACUGCCGAGCCCUCGGUCGACGACCCCGCCUACGUUGCCAUAGUGAUACUCGUCUUCAACGCCACAGUCAACUCACCGGUGAUGAUCCCCAUGUUCCCUAGCCACACCCUCCGUCACUAUGGUUACCUGAGGGAUAGUUACCCAGACCUGGUCCCGCAGCUACCGAUUGAGGGAGAGGGGGUAGAGGUCGAGCUGACUCCUCAACAUCAAGCCUCUAGCGGCGAGUCGUUCAUGUGCGGGAUUCUCCGUCGCGUCGAGUCUCUCACCGCUCUGAGCCCCCUAACGGCACAAAAGCUCCUUAAGACCCUGAUCAAGGACUUGAAGCACGCGCAAGGAAUCAGUAAAUCCCUCUCAUCUAACUCCCGCUGCAUCGCUUUAUACUUAGAGUCACACCUUAUAAUACUGCAGGCUCAGAUCGACAAAUUAUGGGACACUCCUGGGGCCCUGUGCUCCGCGCAAGGGACUGGGUUACAGCUACUUGUGGAACAACUGCUGACCAAGACAUACCGCAUUGAGCACUGUUAUCAUGGGCUCAGCUCUGCGCAGCUGCUGCAAGUACACGAGCUUCGGCUUCUCGUGCAUGCGUUGUUGAUCUUAUCCUCUCAGCGCUGUGACACGAGGACUGAGAAAAAUCUCGGCUCAACUUUACAAGUAUGGCAGUCGUUCCUGUCGAGAGUAAAACACUUCUCUUCGUUCUUGCGCCGAUGUGGAGCCGCUAUGGAUGAUUUCUGCGAAUCCAUUAUGUCUUUUCAAACAUUUUUCGAGUCGAAUAUCACAAAACCUGCUGUCAUUGCCGAAUACUUGCAGACCAUCGUGCUAACCCGGCGGCCGGCGCCAUUGCAGAUUAGUAGCAUGUUAAGAGAGUCGCGCGCAGUAAUGGCGGAACCUCAGGGAGGGUCCGAGAACCCCCGUAGUUUCUCUGCGGGACUCACGCUUGGCAUUGAUAUCGAUGCGAUGCUGGAGGAUUUGCCCGACCCUUCGAAUCUACGGAUACAGGUAGUAUUUCCCGACAUGCGUCGCCAGCUGUUCACACCCAAAACAGACGACUUUCAGCAUCUUAGCGACAUGCGACACCGACUUGUCACGACAGUCGUGGUUUCGCAUUCUGGUUGGUCAGAGUCAUGCUUCAUAGAACUCUCUUUGGUUCUAAAAUACAUGCCAGACAUCGACGAAGACGCUGUUGUGAUCCCAAACUCACCGCACGAACAAAACAAGAUGAUUCUUCGACAAGUGAAAAAUUCCACGGACAGCUUACAGGACGGAGUCCUCGGACUUUGUCCGCCCGUGAGGCUGUGUAUUCAACCCAAGCCUGGCAAAUAGCAGUUAGUGAUAGAGUAUGGGACUUUGUCCGCCCGUGAGGCUGUGUAUUCAACCCAAGCCUGGCAAAUAGUUGUUAGUGAUAGAGAAUGUGACUUUUCCAUACGACUACUUGGAGGGUAGCCUGGGUACUAGAGCCCAGGCGUUUUACUUACAAGUCUUUUGAAGCCUUUAGAAUACACAUUUUAAAUAAACAAAAGACGAUAUUUAUUAUAUGGAAAAAAAACUUA
Molecule: messenger RNA, 3419 nt
Organism: Nematostella vectensis (starlet sea anemone)
Lineage: Eukaryota; Metazoa; Cnidaria; Anthozoa; Actiniaria; Edwardsiidae
Product: integrator complex subunit 4
Exons: 14
Coding region: 148-3192 (1014 amino acids)
Biological process (GO): snRNA processing
Cellular component (GO): integrator complex
Source: RefSeq, a predicted model, not a curated record